This is a messenger RNA of Aureobasidium uvarum, 2766 nucleotides long. The record is from the annotation of a GenBank genome assembly. NCBI's taxonomy places the organism in Eukaryota, Fungi, Ascomycota, Dothideomycetes, Dothideales, Saccotheciaceae.
AUGUCAGCACCCUCCUCCAAUUCUCACAGCAACGAAGCUGUCGAGGCCGAGUCCAGUCGCAACCCAUACGAGUCGCCAUACGUCGAGUCUCCCAUCGACGACAACCGUGAUGGUGACCUAAACACGCACCGCUCGUUCAAGUCCACCUUUCGAACAUCAUCUGCAUAUUUGCCCUCGCCCUUGUCGACUAGUCGCAGCCCAUCACCUGCAUACGACCACACAUCGCAUCUACAACAACGCCGUGUCAGCUCGCGUUCUCCCGUUCAGCCCACUACUGCCAACAUCCUCUCCUACCUCAACACUCCGGCUGUCGCACGAGAUGCAAAAGAUCCCUCGGCUCUGGAUUGGUAUGUCGAGGGUCCAGGUCGCCGCGUUGGCUACGACAACUUGACUGCCAUUGACUGGAUUUUUGAAUAUGCAAAAGAAAGACAACGCUUGAGAGUGCUGCAAUCCAACGCCGUUGGCCUGUUAGGAUACUUUCAACUACUCGCCGACAACAGCCAGACUUGGAUCAUCUUGGUCGCUACUGGAAUUGCUGUUGGUACUAUCGCUGCUGCCAUCGACAUCACAAGUGGUUGGUUGGGUGAUCUCAAGGUUGGCUACUGCAGUAACGUCAAAGAUGGUGGAAAGUUCUAUCUGAACAGUGCUUUCUGUUGCUGGGGUCAAAAAGACUUUCAAUCAUGUCCAGACUGGCAGUCAUGGAGCCAUGGAAUGGGUGUUACAUCUAGCGCUGGCAGCUGGAUCAUCAAUUUCGUCUUGUACCUCGGCUACUCGGUAUGCAAAUCUACGAACGACAAAGAAUUCAGAGCUGAUAUAUCCAGGNUUCUGUUUGCUUCUGUAGCAACAUACCUCGUUACCAGGUUCUCAUCAUAUGCCAAGCAAAGUGGUAUACCCGAGAUCAAGACUGUACUUGGUGGCUUCGUCAUUCGUCGUUUCAUGGGCAUCUGGACCCUGGUCACCAAGUCUGUCGGUCUGUGUCUUGCAGUAGCUUCUGGAUUGUGGCUCGGCAAAGAAGGGCCGUUAGUCCAUGUCGCUUGCUGCUGCGCCAACCUAUUCAUGAAGCCUUUCGAGAGUAUCAACAGCAAUGAAGGUAUGUUGAGUGCGCCCACGCUUCAUCAAAUGAUACUGACUUGUCACANNGCUCGUAAGCGUGAGGUCUUGUCGGCCGCUUCUGCUUCUGGAAUCUCGGUCGCUUUCGGUGCACCCGUUGGUGGUGUGCUAUUCAGUCUCGAGUCUCUCUCGUAUUACUUUCCCGACAAAACCAUGUGGCAAUCUUUUGUUUGCGCCAUGAUUGCCGCUUUCACACUCAAGGCUGUCGAUCCCUUCCGUACAGGCAAAACUGUGCCAUACUCUGUAACGUAUCACACUGGCUGGCACGGUUUCGAGAUGGUUGCAUACGCCAUAAUUGGUGUACUCGGAGGCCUCUAUGGCGGCUUGCUGAUCAAGCUGAAUAUGCGUCUGGCAGCACUCCGGGACUCACCGCGCUACCCACUCAAGGGUAGACCAAUACUGGAGGUCUGCAUAAUCACCAUCGCCACUUCUGUCAUUGCUUUCCCCGUCACCUUCCUGCGCGCUCAGGCCUCUGAAUUGGUCUACUAUCUCUUCGCAGAAUGUAAAGACAUCCAAUCUGACCCUCUUGGCCUAUGUAAGAGUGGCAUUGCCAAUACUGGAGUCAUCUUCCUGCUGCUGAUAUCAGCCAUUAUUGGCUUCUUCUUCACAGCCUUGACUUUUGGUCUUCAGAUCCCUGCUGGAAUCCUAUUGCCAUCCAUGACCAUCGGUGCUCUUUAUGGUCGUGUUAUAGGUCUCAUCGUCGAAGUGUGGCAAAGCGAACAUCCUAAGUGGAUCGUUUUUGCUUCUUGCGAGCCCGACGUUCCAUGCAUUACUCCUGGGACUUAUGCUAUUGUCGGAGCAGCUUCUGCUCUAGCUGGUGCAACUAGAAUGACUGUCUCAAUUGUGGUCAUCAUGUUCGAACUUACCGGUGCUCUUACUUAUGUCCUUCCCAUCAUGAUAGCUGUCAUGAUUGCUAAAUGGGUUGGUGAUGCGCUGGGCAAACGUGGUAUCUAUGAAGCCUGGAUCGCCUUCAACGAAUACCCGUUCCUCGACAAUCGUGAUGAUAGACCGAUUCCCGAUAUUCCGGUAUCCCAGAUCAUGACCAGACUGGAAGAUCUAGUCACUAUUACCGCUGAAGGCAGCACAAUCGAAACUUUGGGCAACUUACUCAAGGAGUACUCGUACAGGGGCUUCCCAGUCAUCUCGAAUCCUCACGAUGCGAUACUACUUGGCUACAUAUCAAGAACGGAACUGUCUUUUGCUCUAAACUCUGCAACCACGACGAGGAACCUACCGCCACAUACACAAUGCUUCUUUUCUCACCAACCUCUUGCCGACGUAGAGCAUACUCUCGACCUUCGUCCUUGGAUGGACCAAACACCCAUAACCCUAAAUUCAGCCAUCGGAUUAGAGUUGUGUGUCAAUUACUUCCAACGGCUAGGCCUUCGGUACCUAGGCUUCUGUGAUAGAGGUGUGUUGAAGGGCUUACUUACCAAGAAGGAUGUUUGGUUUGUGGUUAAUGGAGGUGAUGAGAGUGGGGGUAGGGUUGCUGGGGCUAGAGAAGACGAAGACGCGCAUAGGAGGGUCAGAGGUAUUGGGAGUGGUGUGUUGAGGGAAGGCGAUGAGGGCGAAGAGAGGGGAUUGCUUUUCGAGGGUAGAGGUGGUGUGAGUGAGGACCAUGAUGUUGAUUUAGCCGAAACUAGAGGGCCGGCUUGA